UACAAGAUGAAUGGCGAAUCGUGCUGCACUCCAUAGAGACGCUAGAUCGGCAUAGAAAUGGGUAGCAGCAGCUCCCAUCAAUACUGCGCGUCCAAUGGACCGUCGCAGGAGAUUGGCAGACGCGGGUGGACGCAGUCCUUUCCUCGGGAGCUUGCGAGACAUCAUCCUCAGCAGCCGGCGGGACUCAAGGUCCUACCGGAGCCGCCCAAUCAGCGGUUGCGCGCCACCAAUAAUGGCAACAUCAUUCACAACGGGGGAACCAUAAGCGGCCGCAGGCCGCCGGCCCUCACGCUUCCGCACGACCUUAAUAAGCCAGGAAUAUUCCGCAGCCGCAGUACCUCGGCGUCGAACAUCGGCGCCUCGCGUGGACGCAAGCUCGAUCACCGUUGCUGCCACUAUCGGAGCGAAUUAGGCUGCUGCAUGGAGAACGAGAUGCAGGAGCUGAAGAGGUUCGGCAGCGAGCCUGAUCUGCGAUAUUCGCCGAUGGGACGGGAGGCGAUGCGUUGCAACGGGAAGCAACAGCAUCAGCACGCGAUGGAACACCGGCAUUGCGGAAACGGACAUUAUCCCGAGCGAGACUGCAAGGAACGAGAGAGCCGGUACAGGAACAAGAAGAAGUACAAGGCACCGGCGCCGCCGUCGAACGGCGUCGUCGACAGAUCGUCCCCCGAUUCCUACAGAUAUACAGAAUCUGGCCAGCAUCGUCAGAAUGGUUGUCACGGCGAAGAAGAAGUUCAGCCACCGCCUCGGCGGUCGCGCCUCUUCAAGACGCGAGCGGAAACGAAGAGGGCGCAGGUCAACUGGCUGUCCUCAUCUUCAUCGUCGCAGACUCACGUCGGGGAACGUUGCGAGAACAACGGCGGCGGUGGUAGAUUGGAGAACGAACGACAGUGGCGGGGUGAGGACGGUCGUGCUGCCAACAAGGAGAACAGACUCGUUUGGCGCGAUCUUCAUCAGGAUCGCUGGUGCCGGGAUGAGCAGAGGCGUUUGCGGAUCUUUGAUGGCAAGAACACGUUGCAAAGAAGCAUGAGCAGUCCAGAGUUCCAGGCGGAGUUACUGCAGGUAGCCAGGAAGGUGCGCAACAAGCUCCACUGUGGCGGUAGGUCCUCGUCGGAGUCCGCGAAUCUGACGGAGCGCAACAGCGAUGUUGAGCGAAGUUUGAAAGCAUUGAAAGUCGAAGAGGCAAAAAGACCGGAAAAACGAUCGGCGAAGAACGAGGAGAAUUCCCGCAAUGAAUGUACGAUCGAGAACAGGAUCGUCGAGGAGAGGCGACUGACCGAUCGUUGUAAUCGAUCGGAAAGCAAGCUCAACAUGUACGAAGAACGCAAAGAAAACGCGCGCGAUCUUGGAAAAACCAAAAAUUACGUGGAGGAGAGACAAACGGAAGCCAUAUCAGGUGGAAAGAGACGAAUCGUCGAGAAAUUGGCGACGUUUGACGAAUCAUCUAUGGUGCAGCCAAAGGAUCCUUCUCGGAAAAAUCCGAAAGAUCGUCUGGACGCGGGGAAAUACUCCUCGUCGGAGAAGCAACGGAAAGAUCUACUCGAGGAUUAUCAACGGGCAAAGAGCGUGGCCAAGAGCCGGAAGUAUGAGAACACGGCGGAGCCGGCGAGAACCAGAUCGGAGAGUCCGGUGAGACCCUACGUCAGGGCGACGGAUCCUCGCGGGCAAGGUUCCGGGAGGGAGAGCACGCCCGAGCGAACGAGCGAGGCCAAAGAGAAAGGAAAGGAGAGAGAUUCCGAUCGUAGAUGGCGGAAGAGCGACGCUAGGAAUACUGAUGGCGCACCGGACGAGAAGAGAUGGCCCUGCGAACCUGUUCCCGCGACGGUGGAGAAGAAGGACGCGAAAUCCAAAGAGAAGCUCGUGAGGAAACCAGAAGCCAAGGAAGUUAUGCGCGAGAAAAAUUGGCACGUACUACCGUUGCCGGAGAAAUCCGCACCGAAGACUUUCUACUUCGGCAUGGACGAAGCAUUGUCGAACGAGUCGCGGAAUUGCGUGGACCAGCACAUGGAACAAAUACAGUCCAGGUUGCAAGCUAGAGUGGUCAAUGGAUCGAUCGAAUGCCACGAUUAUACAGAUGAUGGGAAAAGCGGAAUGGAGGAUAUUUCGUUAAAAUUACGACCCACGUUACCUAAGAAGCAACUGGAAAUUCCGCGAUUCUCACCAUCAGCAGCGUGGAGGUUGUUAUCAGCGUUAGAAGCACCAGGACCAAACAUGAGCACAGCGAGCGAGGAGGUUCCGGUGAUGUUUGAGGAACGCAUCGAACGUCUGUCGAGACCACCUCCGCCACUGAUCGCUCUCGGUCCACGAAGUUCUCAUGAUAAAUCGGGCGAUUCUGGUAUAUCCGGGGAUGCUGGCGCAGCUAAUGACGACUUAUUAGACGUCAGCACCAAUACCAAUAACAAUAAUAGAUUGAAAACACCAGCGACAAGACCGACGUGGACGCCGCAGCAGGAUCUGGGCGAGGAAUCUAGUAGCGAUGCUGGCGUGGACUCGCCCCCGCCGAUGCCGACCCCCGUGAAAUUUCCACCCAGGGCACACGUGUUCUCGCUGUCGUUGCCGCGCGACGACAAUCGCAUGUAUCUAUACAAUCCGGAUCCAAAGAGCAAGGAGGGCUCAACCUUUAACUCGCUGCAGAAACUGAAGAGAUCGGUUUCGGGCGCCCUCGGGCUCGGUCCGUUGGAUCUCGAGAGAAAACGUACUCGCGACGUCCUCGAUGAUAACUGGCUUCUGUCGACAAGCGCGCCGACGUCGCUCCAACACACGCAGAUCACGGAUGCGACGCGAUCUUCACCGUCCGGCUGGAAGCCCAGUUUCGACGACGAGGAUGAUGACGAGGAUUUGGUGGAAGAUUUGGAGGAUCGCAACGAUUUUCCCAUAAUAAUGAAGCCGCCUUCAUUCUCCUACCUGGCUUCAGGCGGUCACGUGAUGUACUUGCCCGAAUCCAACGAUUCUCAAUAUCAGUCACAGAGCUUGAAUUCCAGGAAUAAUGUGAUGGACAGUGAAAAGAACUUUAGCAAUAAUAUUGGAUCGAAAUAUCGUAAAAACGGCGUGGACGAAUUUAGGAAAUCCGACAAAGAUAUAGAGAAGACGAUCAAGCAGUCUAAAAACUCAGCCAUUCUUAAAGACAAAUCUUUCACGAGCGAUGGGAAAGUGAACAAUAGAUUUUCAAAAUCAUGUGAAAACAUCUCCGAAAUGAAACAACGGAGCAUUUCACCUACUCAGCAAAAUCUGCAGGACGAUAAGGAGGUUGCGCCGGAGAUCAAGUCACCAUUGAAGAACAACUCGAAAGGUCGAAGAUUCACAUUCCAGAGUACUGUGCGACAGAUCGAAAGGCGUAGAUUGGCGGAAAAAUUAUCGCGGGAGGCAGAAGCCAAGGAAAGGCAAAGAAAAGGCGAGCUAGAGGCGAUGCGUAAAGUGGAAGAAGAAUUUCAACGGAAACGUGCCAGGGAGAAGGCAAACAUUAGACAGCAACUUCGCUUGUAUAGUAUGGACGAAAAUAUGAGUAGCCUGCCCACCGUGUGGGACAGCUCACAAUUAUCUCGCGCGGACCCAGACGGCGCGCCGUCGUCAUCAGCAUCGUCUCCGACCUCGGUCCCACCGACGAAGUUGGCGACCAUACGGAAGAGCAGUGUCAGCAGCGACGAGUAUUUGCGUAAGAGAGCACCUAGCGCGGAUUCUAGGCAGCAGCACCAACAGCAUCAACAGCAACCGAGAGAGUACAAGGAUUACCGGCCAAAAUAUUAUGACUGGACGCCCACUGAUUCGUCGUCGCACCUGGAGUACAAACAGACAACGGUGCAUCCCAAAGUGGUAUGCGAUAUUCCUAAGAGCUCGGCUGCUUUUGUGGAUGCGCACACGACCAGCAAAACCGCGAAUCUCAACUCUACGCCCAGGUCUGACAAUUACAGGAAAGAUUUUGCUCACGGGGCCGUGGCGGCGAGAUCUUCCUUAGCGAGCAGCGACAGCGAGCUAUCGCAACCGAACACGAGACCGCAUUCCAGGCAAACCGGCGGCAAGAGUAAACCCCUUCGGUCUAGGUCGGCUAGCCCAGCACGCAGCGAGGAAGCCGUCAGCUCGGAGGACGAGAGCCCGGUGCAGCCGAUCAAACAAGAGCGAAACCCUAUGAACGGUUUCAUAUUGAACGGAGUGCAGCCCUUUGUGAGGGAGAAGAGCUAUCGACCCAUCACGUUCAAUCCCCAACCACCUCCGCCUAUUCCGAGUUAAAAGACCUUUUCAAAUGUGGAAAAUCGAGAUCUUAACAAAAUUGUGCGAAAAAAGAUCUGGUUGAUAUUAUUCAUAUACAUAUAUUUUUGUAUGAAAAAAUACCGAAUUUUAGAAACUUUUAUGUACUUUUGUACACUCGAAAGAUCGCUAUAUAAAAAUGAUAUAUUUUAUAUACAUCAACUUAUCGAUUGUUAAGUUAACGAAUUAAUAUGAAAUUUUAUAAAUUGAGAUUUUAUAAUUAACGAUUUUAAUCAACAAGAUUUUAUAAUUAAAAUUUACAGAGAAGUAGGUUUUUUAAUGCGAUUUAGAGAAUAUUUUCCGAGAACCCUUUAUACUUUUUGCGAAUGUAUAUAACAAUCGUUGUAAUAGCGCAAUCGUGGUAAUCAUUUCUUCACGCAGCAUUAUGUGUAGGCGUGAAAACUAAUGUCAAGUAAUAUUUUAUAUAUAUAAUGUGUAACAAGUAACACGAUCUAACUCCUAACCAAAUGUGUUCCAUACAACUCUUGGUACGUCCAUCUAUUAUUUAUGUUCUUAAGUAUUAACAAAGCAAAAGCUGAAUCAAAGAUCAUAAUCUUACAUCGCGCGCAAGAUCGUUUUAUAUUUCACUUAUAAAAUCGCGUCGCGAAUACCAAUAAUACCGGGUACCCAUUACUUAAACAGGUUUAGGGCAAUAUUUUGUAAUUAUGUACAGGUAACAAUUGCAGGCGACUGCAAAUAUUUGCUCAUGUAAUGUAAUCAAAGAAUAAUGUUGUUAUUGAAUAUA
This is a messenger RNA of Nylanderia fulva, 4987 nucleotides long. RefSeq lists its product as uncharacterized. NCBI's taxonomy places the organism in Eukaryota, Metazoa, Arthropoda, Insecta, Hymenoptera, Formicidae. The record is from RefSeq and is a predicted model, not a curated record.